This is a messenger RNA of Triticum aestivum (bread wheat), 652 nucleotides long. RefSeq lists its product as uncharacterized. NCBI's taxonomy places the organism in Eukaryota, Viridiplantae, Streptophyta, Magnoliopsida, Poales, Poaceae. The record is from RefSeq and is a predicted model, not a curated record. The coding region runs from base 1 to 525 and encodes 174 amino acids. The transcript has 4 exons.
AUGAUCCACUUGUUGGACGAAGAAACCGCAUUCACGUGGGAUGAGAAUGAUACUGAUAAGGUCACUCGGACCGAUAACGAUAGUAUUAACGAAGAUGAUGACAUCAGCAACAACGAAUCGUGCCCGCCAUAUGAUAUCUUACCUUCGAAGGAUUUUGAUAAUAAUGAACAUGGUGGUAACGGUGGAAAUGAAGAUGUGGAUGUUGACAAUGUGCAAAAUAGUUUUCAGGUAUCAUUCGCACAUAACUUGAGCCAGGAGGAGUCAGAUGGUCCUAGUGGUGAUCACGACGAGGCACAGAUGGACAAUGAGGAGGCUCAAAAGCAGCAACAGAUCCUAGAGACACAUUGGAAGGUCAUGGCUAUGACAUUUUGGUCGCAAGGGGGUGCACUACAGGAAUCAGACACUUUGCCGUCUGCCAUGGCUAACGGCAAAGGCAUGCCUGGCGGACGGCAAAGUCCUUUGCCGUCCGCCAGCAGACGGCAACAGGUCCGGCAAAGAGCCUGGACGGCACACAUGGCAGGUUAGGUCUGUUAGGGGGUUAACGGCGUGCUUUGCUGUCUGCUGGCAGACGACAAAGACCAGUGCAUCUUUAUCGUCUGCCAGCGGACGGCAAAGUGACCAAAUAGGCCAGCCCUGCAACGGUCUUUGCCAU